Molecule: messenger RNA, 10146 nt
Organism: Peromyscus californicus insignis
Lineage: Eukaryota; Metazoa; Chordata; Mammalia; Rodentia; Cricetidae
Product: baculoviral IAP repeat-containing protein 1e-like
Exons: 16
Coding region: 1004-5209 (1401 amino acids)
Biological process (GO): detection of bacterium; inflammatory response; defense response to bacterium
Cellular component (GO): IPAF inflammasome complex
Molecular function (GO): ATP binding; ATP hydrolysis activity; cysteine-type endopeptidase inhibitor activity involved in apoptotic process
Source: RefSeq, a predicted model, not a curated record
CACACACACACACACACACACACACACACAAUUUAAAAGUUGGAAAGAAAUCCAGAAAUUAGUAAAUCUUUAAAAAUAUGUGAGAAACAAGCAAGACGAUAAAUGACCAAUUAAAUUCCCAUCUAGAAGAAGACGGAGAUACCAGGGAGAGCUGGGGAAACUACCAGCUUCAAAGGAAAAAUGUGAUGACAUUUGGUUUGUGCUCUAACAAAUAAAGCUUGCCUGGAGAUCAGAAGGCAGAGCUAGCCACUAGUUAACCACAGAGGCCAGGCAGUGAUGGCACACAACCUUAAUCCAAGUACAUGGUAGGAGGAAACAGAAAGUGAGAGAGAGGUCAUAGAGAGGAAUAUAAGGUGGACAGAGACAAGAGCUUGGCCCUUUUUGGCAGAGGAGUUGCCGAGGUAAGAGCUGGCUGUGGCUGGCUGCUCUUUGUCUUUCUGAUCUCUCAGCAUUUACCUCAUAUCUGGCUCCUGGUUUUUUAUUAUUAAGACCAAUUAGAUUUGUGUUACAGAAAAUAUCUUACAGUAACACACAACAUUAACUAUAUCCUAAAGUAUUCAAAUAAAAUCCCACUCAUUGUUAUUCCCUGAGGUCCUGACUAACCCACUAAAGCAGUAACUUCAAGCAUCAACUGGUCACUUCCCUGACUGUGGAAUUUGACUUUUGGUGCCUCAGAUAUUUUUUCACUGUUCCCAUUUAAGGUCUACCAUUAGAUCCUGCAUUAGAAAACAAAAGAAAAAUCAAACAAGAAAGAAAGAAGAGGCUGGACCAAUGAGAUGUCUCAGUGCAUCAAGCUGGAGUGUCAUUUGGUAAGAUGUUGGAAUCUUUAAGAGGUGGAGCCUGGUGGAGGAAGUGGGUCACUGGGGACAGGCUUGAGACUUUAUAGCUUGGUGCCACUUCCUGUUCAUCUGCGUCCUUGCUGCUGAUGCUCUGUGACCGGCUGACUUCCUGCUCCUGACACCAAGUCUCCUGUGCCCCAGUGAAAAUAUGUCUUCAAACUAAAAUGGCCACUCACUGGGAGGCCUCCGAGGAGCGGAUUUCCGAGAUUGAUUAUGAGUUUCUCUCUGAGCUCUCUACUCUUCUCGGUGUGGAUACAGUCCAGCUCGCAAAGAGUCAAGAAGAAGAGGAGCAUCAGGAACGAAUGAAAAUGAAGAAAGGUUUUAACUCACACAUGCGCAGUGAGGCCAAGCGAUUAAAGACUUUCGUGACCUAUGACACUUUCAGAUCAUGGACUCCGCAGGACAUGGCAGCCGCUGGGUUUUACUUUACCGGGGUGAAACUUGGGGUUCAGUGCUUCUGCUGUAGCUUAAUCCUCUUUGGUACCAGCCUAAGGAAAACUCCAAUAGAAAGCCACAGGAGAUUACGUCCAGGAUGCGAGUUCCUUUUGGGCAAAGACGUCGGUAACAUUGGCAAGUAUGACAUAAGGGUGAAGAGUCCCGAGAAGCUGAGAAGUGGCAAAGCAAGGUACCAAGAAGAGGAGGCCAGACUGGAGUCCUUUGAGGACUGGCCGUUUUAUGCCCAUGGGACAUCGCCCCGUGUGCUCUCAGCAGCUGGCUUUGUCUUUACAGGUAAAAGGGACACUGUGCAGUGUUUCUCCUGCAGUGGAUGCUUGGGAAACUGGGAAGAAGGAGAUGAUCCUUGGAAGGAGCAUGCCAAGUGGUUCCCCAAAUGUGAAUUUCUUCAAAGUAAGAAAUCCUCAAAGGAAAUUGCCCAGUAUAUUCAAAGCUACGAGGGAUUUGUCCAUGUAAUGGGAGAACAUUUUGUGAAUUGCUGGGUCAGAAGAGAAUUACCUAUGGCAUCAGCUUACUGCAAUGACAGCGUCUUCGCUAAUGAAGAACUAAGGCUGGACACCUUUAAGGACUGGCCCCACGAAUCCCCUGUGGCUGUUGAAGCUCUGGUCAGAGCAGGCCUUUUCUACACAGGCAAAAAUGACAUUGUCCGGUGUUUUUCCUGUGGAGGAUGUAUGUGGAAAUGGGAGGAAGGUGACGACCCAUUAGAAGAGCACACCAAGUUUUUUCCCAACUGUGUCUUUCUCCAAAACCUGAAGUCCUCUGCAGAAGUGAUUCCAGCCCUUCAGAGCCGCUGUGCACUUCCAGAAGCCAUGAGCACCACAGGUGAAAGCAAUCACAAGGAUCCAGUGGCCGUUCACUCUACGGUGGCCGACCUGGCUCAGAGUCCAACCCAGUGGUUUCAAGAGGCAAAGAGUCUGAGUGAGCAGCUGAGAGGAGCCUACACCAAGGCCGCUUUCCGCCACAUCAAUCUGCCAGAGGUGUGUUCCGGCCUCGGCACUGACCACUUGCUUGGUUGUGACCUGUCCAUGGUUUCAAAGCACAUCAGCAGGCCAGUGCAAGAGGCCUCGAUGCUUCCUGAGGUCCUCAGCAAUCUCAACUCCGUCAUGUGUGUGGAGGGGGAAACUGGCAGUGGGAAGACAACCUUCCUGAAGAAAACAGCUUUUCUCUGGGCAUCAGGAUGCUGUCCCCUGCUGAACAGGUUCCAGCUGGUCUUCUACAUCUCCCUUGGUUCCACCAGACCAGACCAGGGGCUGGCUGACAUCAUCUGUGGCCAACUCCUAGAGGCAGGAGGAUGCAUCAGUGAAGUGGGCCUGAGCAGCAUCAUCCAGCAGUUAAAACACCAGGUGCUGUUCCUGUUGGAUGACUAUCAUGGGAUGGACUCACUGCCCCAAGCCAUCGAAACCCUGAUUACAAGAAACUACCUGACCCGAACCUGCUUAUUGAUCACUGUCCAUACAAACAGGGCCAGGAACAUCCGCCCAUACCUAGAUACAAUUCUAGAGAUCAAAGAGUUUCCCUUCUAUAACACUAUCUCUGUAUUACGGAAGCUAUUCUCACAUGAUCUAACCCGUGUGGAAGAGUUUAUAGUUUACUUUGUAAAUAAUGAAGAUUUACAGGGAAUUCACAAAACUCCUCUCUUUAUGGCAGCAGUCUGUACUGACUGGUUUCAAAAUCCUUCUGACCAGUCCUUUCAUGAUGUGGCAGCUUUCAAAUCCUAUAUGAAAUACCUUUCCUUAAAUCACAAGGCUACACCUGAGCCUCUCAAGGCCACUGUGUCCUCAUGUGGCCAGCUGGCCUUGAGAGGCCUUUUUUCAUCUUGCUUUGAGUUCAGUAGUGAUGACCUCUCAGAAGCAGGUGUUGAUGAAGAUGAAGAUCUGACCACCUGCUUGAUGAGCAAAUUCUCUGCCCAGAGACUGAGACCUGUCUACCGGUUCUUAAGUCCUUUGUUCCAAGAAUUUCUGGCUGCCAUGAGGCUAUCUGAACUCCUGGCUUCAGAAAGGCAGGAAGACCAAGAUCUGGGACUUGAUUAUUUGAGAAAAAUUAAUUCACCCAUGAAGGCUAUAAACUCCUAUAACAUAUUUUUGAACUAUGUCUGUAGCCAUCCUUCAUCAAAGGCAGGGCCAAAAAUUGUAUCUCAUUUGCUUCCAUUGGUGGAUGAUAAAGAGUCGCUGGAGAACAUGUCUGAAGAUGAGGAUUACAUGAAGCUGCAUCCAGAAACUUCCCUGUGGAUGCAGUUUGUUCGGGGGUUGUGGCAGGUAUCUCCUGAAGCCUUCUCUUCAUUCGUUUCAGAACAUCUACUGAGCAUCGCUCUAAACUUUGCUUAUGAAAGCAACACGGUGGCUGCCUGUUCUCCAUUUAUUUUGCAGUUCCUUCGAGGGAGAACACUGGCUUUGAAAGUACUGAAUUAUCAGUACUUUGGGGACCACCCAGAAAGCCUGCUAUUAUUGAGGGGUAUAAAAUUUUCCAUAAAUGGAAACAAAACAACAUCUCGUGUAGAUUAUGCAUUCAAGACAUAUUUUGAAAAAAUGCAGCCACCAACUAUUGAUCAAGACUACACAUCUGCCUUUGAGCAUAUAAAUGAAUGGAAGAAAACUUCUAUUGCAUAUGAGGAGGCUGUAAAGAACCAUAUAAAUAUCCGACCCAGGGCCCUACCAGACAUCAGUGCUGGCUACUGGAAACUGUCCCCCAAGCCGUACAAGAUCCCUAGGCUGGAAGUUGGAGUGGACAACAUGGGUCCAACAGACCCAGCACUGCUCCAGGUCCUAAUGGAAGUCUUCUCAGCAUCACAGAAUAUCGAACUCCAUUUGAACCACAGCAGUGGCUUUCUUGAAAGCAUCCGCUCAGCUCUGGAGCUAAAUAAGACCUCUGUCACCAAGUGCUCCAUGCACAGACUGGAGCUCAGCGCAGCAGAACAGGAGCUGCUUCUCAGCUUGCCUGCUCUGCAGUCUCUUGAGGUCUCAGGGACAAACCAGUUACCAGAUCAACUCUUCGCUAACUUGGACAAGUUUCUGAGCCUGAAAGAACUGUCUGUGGGACUAGCUGUCAUACCAAAUGUGCUUUCAGUCAUCCCUGGAGAUUUCCCAAACCUCCACCACAUGGAGAAGUUAUCCAUCCAAACUUCCACAGAGUCUGACCUCUCCAAACUGGUUAAUUUGAUCCAGAACUCUCCAAAUCUUCAUGUUUUCCACCUGGAAUGUGAUUUCUUUUGGAACUGUGAGUCUCUCAUGACUGUGCUUGCUUCCUGCAAGAAACUCAGAGAGAUUGAGCUUUCUGGACAAUGCUUUGAAGCCAUGCCAUUUGUCACUAUUUUGCCAAAUUUUGUUUCUCUGAAGAUACUGAAUCUUAAACGCCAACAAUUUCCAGAUAAGGAAGCAUCAGAAAAGUUUGCACAGGCUCUGGGUUCUCUCAGGAACCUGGAGGAACUGCUCCUUCCCAGUGGGGACGGGAUUCACCAAGUGGCCAAACUGAUUGUCUGGCAGUGUCUGCAGCUUCGGUGUCUCCGAGUUCUUGCCUUUAAGGAGACUUUGGAUGACGACAGUGUGAUGGAAAUCGCCAAGGGAGCAACCAGUGGAGGUUUCCAGAAACUUGAGACCUUAGAUCUUUCAAUGAACCACAAGAUUACAGAGGAAGGGUACAGACAUUUCUUUCAAGCCCUGGACAACCUGCCAAGCUUACAAGUGCUCAACAUCUGCAGGCGAAUCCCAGAUUCCAUCCAAGUUCAGGCCACAACUGUCAAGGCUCUGAGUCAGUGUGUGUCCCGACUGCCCAGCCUCACCAGGCUUGAGAUGCUCAGUUGGCUCCUGGAUGAAGAGGACAUGAAAGUGAUUAAUGCUGUGAAGGAGAGACACCCUCAGUCCCAACGCUUGACUGUCUUCUGGAAAUGGAUAGUGCCCUUCUCUCCUGUCAUUCAGAAGUAAAGGAUGCAGCCAAAGGCUACCAGUGGUUCUAGAAACCCAAUUUUCCAAUGCAUCUCACUUUAGCUGAGGGUGGGAUAACGCCAGAAUUUAGGACACUGAGGCAGGAGAUACCAGCUUGGGUUAUAUAGUAAGACCAUGCCUCCAAACCAAAACCAACACCAAACCAUUUUACUAGUAAUUGCAUAUACAAGACUGCUUAUUAACUAUGGAAGGCUGAUAAUUUUUCCAUUAUUUUUAUUUUAUAUGGAUGAGUGUUUUUGCCUGCAUUUAUGUCUGUGCAUCACAUGGGUGUCUAGUGUCUGCAAAGGACCAAAAAGUGUAUUGAAUCCCCCAGGGUCUGGAGUUAUAGAUGGUUGAGUGUCUCCAUUUGGGUGCUGGGAACUGUACCUUUGUCUUAUAAAAGCAACAAGUACUCCUAAUCCCUGAAUCACCUCUCCAGCCCAAGUCCAGUGAUUUAUUAAAAUAGACCAUCACUGAACUUAGGAGCUAUGAUGAGCUGUCCUUGUAUGGUCCUUCUGUCUAAAGACUAGAGCUUCACUAAGGUUCAUACCUAGAACCCUCCAUUGUCAAGGUCAACAGGAACAGGCAGGGAACGGAGCACUGAUCUAUGUAAAAGCCACAGUAUUAAGGAGUAUUUGAUGGAGGUAAGAAAUGGCCAGUUUAAGGAUGAGUCAGUCCCACCCAUGGUGAAGCACGAGCUGACUUUAGCACAGGAUGCAGAGGACUCUUUGCAGAGAUGCUCUUUAGUCUUUGCAGGGCUUCUGUAGAGUCACCAGCCUUGGUGUGGCCAUGCUUGCUCACACCAUCUCCCAUCCAUUGUCGAUGUGAGGAAGAAAGUGGGCUUAGAGAAAACUGCUUUUGUUCCAGAGGCUUUUGAGAUCUUUGCAUGUGAUGUAGUGGUCUCAUGGUUUUCUUAGGAAUCCACGGUACUUGGUAUAUUUGAUUCUAUCUAGUAAGCACUUCUAGAUGUAUUCAUGUGGUAGUUUGAAUAGGAAUGAUCCCCAUAGGCUCAUAUAUUUGAAUGCUUGGUCAUCAGAGAGUGACACUAUUAGGAGGUAAUGUGUCACUGCGGGGAUUGUUUCUUGUUGUACAGACGUGGGGAACAUCAGAAACAACCAAACCACUGCAGUUCUGAUUUAACCUUUAAACUGCUUCCCAAAUUACUUCCGGUAGCCUUUGAUCCCUGAAACAAUGUAAGCCCCACUCUGCUAAAAGACCAAGGGCUAACCCUCGAUGCGCUGAUCCUUGACCUUCUUAUAUCUGUCAAUAAAGCAAGCAGGGGUGUGUGUGUGGAGUUUUGCACAGGUCCUGACAGCCAUAAACAAAAUUAUAAUCCCAAGAUUCUCAAAAUCAAAUGUUUUGCUAGCAUCUGCAUCAGCUGAGUCCAGAGAGUUCGCAGUAGUAGGAGUAUAUGUUUUCCUUCGUCAAGUAUUUCUGUAGAUAAAACCAUUUACUGAAUGCAACUCAAAAUAUAAAUCAUACAUGCUUGAUAUAGAUACCAGUCAGCGUUAUAUAGUGAGUCUCUCUCCAAUAUAUAUACUCUCCAAAUAAUAUGUAUUUAUAAUAUAUGUAAUUAUAUAUUAUUUAAUAUAUAGCUAUCUAUCCAUAUAUAUUAUUUGGACAAUAAUACCUCAGAAAUUAACCAAUGCUCCCUCAGAACUUUACAUGUUUUACUCUUGAUUUGGACACUGUAAUUUUAGAAAGUCUACUUUAAUUCAGUAUGGAGAUGAUUUUACUGCUUAAUUCUUCAUCUAUGAAGGACUCAGCAUUUGACUCAGGGUUUCUGUUACAAUGGGCUUAUCAGGGUCUAAGACUCACUUCAAUAAGCUUUACUUCUGAGAAGAAAUGGUGCCUUAUCCAGGCUGUGACAUCAGCAAAGGAAGUCUUCAGAAAAAAUUAAUAUCAUCCAACUUUAUCUUCAGACAUCGAUGGAAGACACACAUAAGAUUCCUUGGACUUGCAUGCAGUGUAUCGAGGGCUGUCUGUCCCCAAGUUUGGACUAACAGGUCCACAAACUAAAAAGAACACACUGUCAACUUCUCUUCAGGAAACAAAACACAAGGCCCUUGAUAAACUUAAAAGCACAUCGUAAAGUCCUCCUGUGUUAGGACUCCCUAACUCUAAAUCCUUUGUAUUGCCCGAGAAUGAAACAAACAAGCCUGAGAAGUCCCCACAUUCAAACACAGGCAGGAAAAACACCCAGCCUCACAUGGGACAGAUCUAAAAGAUCUGACUCAAAUCUCCCACAGAGUCAGGACGGCACAACCAUUUAUCUCUUUGGUUGGCUAAAUAUUGGCUUUAGGAUCUUGGUUUGGGAUCCUGUCAGACUCUGGGUCCUAUCUCCCUGCUGAUUCUGGUGAAAACAUUUGUUGAGCCCCAUGGUUUCUUAAGAGCCUUAAAGCUUGUCAGUAGCCAUUAGCUCAGCAAAAGAUCCACCCCACCGCCCGCCAGUACUGACAGACAAAAGCUGCCUGUUGUGGCACUUGGUUUAAAAAAUCUAUUAAAAUUCCCCUUUGUUAUCUGCAAGGGCCUGAACAGGUACCUACCGGGGCAGAGAACUAGUUAUAAUCCGGUCACAUUCUCAGAUCACCCCAGAGCGGGAGACUUUAUAACAUAGUAACAAUUGGGGCCACAGUUUGUACACCCCUAGGCCAUGCCAACUCCUAAACAUAGCCACAGAACAGAAACUAAGCCAUUUUUAAUUUCCUUGAAAUGCAAGCGCUCAACAAAUACACUCAAGCUUUUUCUUGAGAGUAUGACGAAGUUAAAACAGCUAGUUUUGGGCAAACGAGCUUGUAAAGCUCCAUUUACUUCAAAAGGAUACAUGUUUUUAGGGCCCAUCACAAGACAUCACUGAAUUUCUUCCUUUAAGCUCUGUAAAGUGUGCAGUAACUCUUGACAGCCACCCUUGGCUUCUCACAGUCACACACUGUUCUGUGUGUACAAUGCACUCUUUUUUUAAACGAUGUGAUUUUAUCUGUACAGAUCCUACGGUGCCUUUCUCACCGCAUGGUGGGUCUUGGAGUAACUCCUUUUCAUCUCUCCUCCAAGAGAAAGGAGGAGCUUGCGACCUAGAUCUGAAGGCUCCUGUGUGGUUUCUUUGAAGACACCCAGUGCUCAGCUCGAGAAAGUAGACGGGACCUCCAUCCUCUCCUUCACCGCACUAAGAGAGCACCAAAGCAUUUGUGGCCAAGUCUCAUUUAUUAGGCAGGGAAAGGACAAUUCUAAAUAGAAAGGCAAGAAAAGCUGUAUGGGGAAAUGAGUCCAUGAUCCGGCUGUAAAAGAUACCAAGCCUUUGAAAAUCUGUAAUGGAGACAAGGCCAAACCAUGCAAGACAUACUUAAAAUAUAAAACUGUAACAAAGGUGAAGAGUCUCCAAAUGCUUCGCGAAACAAGAAAUAAUAUUUCUUUCUCAACUUCUUUGGCUCAAAGGACAAAAAGGACCACAGCAAUUAACCUUGGGUUUCUCAAGUCACUACUGCCUGUUGAUAAACAGACAGAUUCGACUGCAAUGAAAAUGUCUCCCUAGCUAGGGUCGGCUCACUUGAAGGAGGGUGAAUUUGAGAUGGAUUCUGUAAGGCUAAUUGAGCGAGGUCAGUCGAGGUCAGGACUGAGAAGGGCUUGCAAUUAAUUAAACGCUCCCCAGGUGCUGGGAAGCCACUGCAGUUAGUGAUGCUGGGCAGCUGACUGGUGUGAAUUGGCAGACAUUGAUCAGGAAAUUUGACUUUAGCUAGCCCACCCCAGACCCUGGGAAGGUUACAGUGUGUCAACGGUAGGCCCUCCGGGUCUUGCAAGACUUUGAUGAGAGUGGCUGAGUUGUGAUAAAUAUAGAUUUUUUUCUGACUGCAAAUAUAGUCGUCCAUUCAGGGAAGAAUGAAUACUCUUGGGUCCCUUCCUUGGGCUAACAGACUAUGGAAAUAAUGGUCAUCAAGCAAUUGGAAUUUUCUGGGGACUCUUAUGCUAGAAGAAACUUGUCUCCUAGAAAGAGAUGUUACUCAGUUUUGACAAUGUGCCAGACCACCUUGCAGGAGACACUGGAUCUGAGACAAGAGGGUUGGGGGAGCACCCCUUCAAAGGGACUGCUUAAUUAUGCAGUCCUCCUGCCUUGUAUUUAACCCUAAACCUCAAGUAAGAACCUGAAGAUGGACAUGGGUGGGUCACUGGACCUCUUUGUUCCCUUCCCAGUGUGAUCCUGGUGACUACCCUUUCUCUGUUUAAGUGACCUACUGAGGGCAGGAGGCUUCGCCUACCUUAUGGGGCCACCAGGGCCCAGGUUCUGACUGUAACUCUGAUAACAGGAAGAGUCCAUGGGUUUGCAGUCCAUAGGCAAAUGACUGUAUAAGUCACUGUGUGUGUUACUUGUUUUAUGGACAGUCCCUUUUAAACACAGCCCCCGUUACUCAGCAGAUAUGUCUUAAUAUUGACUAGUGAGUUGUUUCAUUCAUGUUCUUUAAUACUAACUUAUAGAAACUAUAUCUACCUAUUCAUAUAUAUCUAUAUCUAUAUAUCUAUAUAUAUGUUGGGUUUUUUUGAAACAGGGUUUCUUUGUGUAGCCCUGGCUGUCACUCUGUAGACCAGGCCAGCUGUGAAGUCACAGAGAACCACCUGCCUCUGCCAUCCAAGUGCUGGGAUUAAAGGCGUGCUCCACCACAGCUCAGCCAGAAGCCAUAUUCUUUCCUGAAGUUUUUUUUUUUAAAGUAAUAUUAACCCAGGAACAUGAAUAUUUUAUUUUAUUUUAUUUUUUAUUUUUUUUUUUUUUUUUUGGUUUUUCGAGACAGGGUUUCUCUGUGUAGCUUUGCGCCUUUCCUGGAACUUGCUUUGGAGACCAGGCUGGCCUCGAACUCACAAAGAUCCGCCUGCCUCUGCCUCCCGAGUGCUGGGAUUAAAGGCGUGCGCCACCACCGCCCGGCUCAUGAAUAUUUUAUAUGCAUAUACCA